This is a messenger RNA of Pochonia chlamydosporia 170, 1020 nucleotides long. RefSeq names its product arsenical pump-driving ATPase. Gene Ontology annotation, cellular component: GET complex. Gene Ontology annotation, biological process: post-translational protein targeting to endoplasmic reticulum membrane. The coding region runs from base 1 to 1020 and encodes 339 amino acids. The transcript is spliced from 2 exons. The record is from RefSeq and is a predicted model, not a curated record. Gene Ontology annotation, molecular function: ATP binding; ATP hydrolysis activity. Lineage: Eukaryota; Fungi; Ascomycota; Sordariomycetes; Hypocreales; Clavicipitaceae.
AUGUCGUCAGCCAUCAUCUCCGCCGACGAUGCUCUCGAGCCCACGCUCCAGUCUCUCCUGGACCAGCGCUCCCUGCGCUGGAUCUUCGUCGGCGGCAAAGGUGGUGUCGGCAAGACCACCACCUCCUGCUCCCUGGCCAUCCAGCUCGCCAAGGUCCGCCGCUCUGUGCUCCUCAUUUCCACCGACCCAGCGCACAACCUCUCCGAUGCGUUCUCCCAAAAGUUCGGCAAGGAGGCCCGUCUGGUGAAUGGCUUCGACAACCUCAGCGCCAUGGAAAUCGAUCCCAACGGCAGCAUGCAGGACCUGCUGGCCGGCCAGGGAGAAGAGGACAUGAACGCCAUGGGAGGUGGCAUCGGCGGCAUGAUGCAGGACCUGGCAUUUGCUAUCCCCGGUAUCGACGAGGCCAUGUCCUUUGCCGAAGUCCUCAAGCAAGUCAAGUCGCUCUCCUACGAAACCAUCAUCUUCGACACCGCUCCCACCGGCCACACCCUCCGAUUCCUGCAAUUCCCCUCCGUCCUCGAAAAGGCCCUCGCAAAGGUCUCCCAGCUCUCUUCACAGUACGGACCCCUACUGAAUGGUGUUCUCGGCUCGGGAGGCGCCCUCCCCAACGGUCAGAACCUCAACGACAUGAUGGAGAAGCUCGAGUCGCUCCGCGAAACAAUCUCCGAGGUGAACACACAGUUUAAGGACCCGGACCUCACGACAUUUGUGUGCGUUUGCAUCGCCGAGUUCCUGAGUCUUUACGAGACGGAACGCAUGAUUCAGGAGCUGUCGAGCUAUGGCAUUGACACGCACUGCAUUGUGGUGAAUCAGCUGCUGUUUCCGAAGAAGGCGAGCGAGUGUGAGCAGUGUAAUGCGAGGAGGAAGAUGCAGAAGAAGUAUCUGGAUCAGUAUGAGGAGUUGUAUGCUGAGGACUUCAACGUUGUCAAGAUGCCUUUGUUGGUGGAGGAGGUGAGGGGGAAGGAGAAGCUGGAGAAGUUUAGCGAGUUGCUGAUUACGCCUUAUGUGCCUCCUGAGUAA